Messenger RNA from Capronia coronata CBS 617.96, 420 nucleotides. RefSeq lists its product as uncharacterized. Gene Ontology annotation, molecular function: structural constituent of ribosome. The coding region runs from base 1 to 420 and encodes 139 amino acids. The transcript is spliced from 2 exons. NCBI's taxonomy places the organism in Eukaryota, Fungi, Ascomycota, Eurotiomycetes, Chaetothyriales, Herpotrichiellaceae. The record is from RefSeq and is a predicted model, not a curated record. Gene Ontology annotation, cellular component: mitochondrial large ribosomal subunit. Gene Ontology annotation, biological process: mitochondrial translation.
AUGGUCGUGCAAGGAGUGAAGACGGUUUCGACAGCACGGAACGGCAUCGGCGCAUUCAUCCUCCAAUGCAAACGUCUCGACUUCCACUACUGCGACUGGGCCGGUUCGUCACGCGGCCUCAAGUCGUUCCUAACAUCCCCGCUCCUGGCCGAAUUCACGGCGAAAUACCCCGGCAUCGAGUUCCGCGUGUCGCCGCGGCCUAACAGACAUCCGAUCCUGAAGGCGUACUUCAUCAACGGGCGCGAGAAGGCCGUGUGUGUGCGCAACCUGGAGAAGGAGCAGAUCGUCAAGAAAGCCGAGUUCCUGGUCGCCAAUAGCGGGAAGAAGAAUGAGCUGAUCAGAGGCAAAAAUGUCGUUUCGGUGAAUGAGAAUGUUCGAGGCAUUUGGAGUCCUAUGCAUGGUGGGAUCAAGAAUGUUUGA